Molecule: messenger RNA, 612 nt
Organism: Truncatella angustata
Lineage: Eukaryota; Fungi; Ascomycota; Sordariomycetes; Amphisphaeriales; Sporocadaceae
Exons: 3
Coding region: 1-612 (203 amino acids)
Source: RefSeq, a predicted model, not a curated record
AUGAAGACUAGCAUCAUCAGUGCCAUCCCCAUCCUCUGCGCCGUGGCUGGUGCAAUGGCUACACCUGCUGCUCAAAACUCAUCCGACUCGAACCCCUUGCCUGAGACCACUGGGCUCACCGACGUGAACACGACUGUUCUCGACGCUAAGAUUGCUGAGCCUGACAUUUAUAACACUCCUGCACUGAGUGAAAAGCGAUGGAAUGAUCAGUUGAUUUAUUUCCCAGGCGGCUGGACCGAUUGCCACCCAUAUAUCUUUAGAUCAGACAACGCCCCCACGGAGGGCAUCACAGAGGGCAUCAAGCAACUCCGCGCGAAGGGUCCCCAUGCGCUGUGCGUCGCCAACUCCGGGAAACCAGGCCAUUACAACAAGAGAUCCCGCUGCGAGCGCGUGGCCUGCUCAGGCGACGCGGGCAUCUUUCUGUGCAACGACCUGGACGUCCAGAUCCGGCGCCCCUGUUCCGAGGUCGCCGACUAUGUCGAGAAUCUCGUCCAGAACUGCAGGCUUCAAGUCAACCCAGGGUGGGGCGGCGAGAUUGAUUACGUCCAUGGCCACAAGGCCGGUCCCACUGGCAGUGGUUUUCAGGUCAUGGUUAUGGAUGAUAGCUGCUAG